Octodon degus (degu) is the source of this 2213-nucleotide messenger RNA. It is a transcript of the gene Hspa14, whose product is annotated as heat shock protein family A (Hsp70) member 14. Lineage: Eukaryota; Metazoa; Chordata; Mammalia; Rodentia; Octodontidae. The coding region runs from base 132 to 2030 and encodes 632 amino acids. Gene Ontology annotation, biological process: cellular response to unfolded protein; protein refolding. The transcript is spliced from 12 exons. The record is from RefSeq and is a predicted model, not a curated record. Gene Ontology annotation, molecular function: ATP hydrolysis activity; heat shock protein binding; ATP binding. Gene Ontology annotation, cellular component: cytoplasm; ribosome.
AGCAAUUAGCCCUGAGAGGGAAGAAUCGGCUGGCUCCUGGGAAUACGCUGAGAGCACACAGAACUUCCCCACACCUUCACAUUUGCACCUUGCUGCCCAAGCGCUUGCUUCAGUAGUCUUCUUAGCCCACUAUGGCCACUGCUAAUAGCAGUGCGGGCAUCCGGUGGUCCAGACAGGAGACACGAACUCUUCUCUCCAUACUAGGUGAGGCAGAAUAUAUUCAACGCCUCCAGACUGUGCAUCACAAUGCAGAUGUCUAUCAGGCUGUGUCUAAGCGAAUGCAACAGGAAGGCUUCCGCCGCACCGAACGUCAGUGCCGCUCCAAGUUUAAAGUUCUGAAGGCAUUGUAUUUAAAGGCCUAUGUUGCUCAUGCCACAAGUAUGGGUGACCCACCACACUGUCCGUUUUAUGACACAUUGGAUCAGCUGCUUCGAAAUCAGAUAGUGACUGACCCAGACAACUUAAUGGAGGCUGCUGCUUGGGCCAAACACUGUGAUCAGAACUUAGUGGCCUCUGGCACACCAGGGGAAGAGGGAACCAGCAUUCUGAAAGCAAAAAGGACUCAGGCAGCUGACCGUCAGCCUGUCUUGAAAACAGUUAAGGAAUCAGAUGAUGAUUGUCAGCUGAGAAUCAGUGACCGGAUCCGAGAAACCAGUGACCUAGAGGACUCCUGGGAUGAAUCCUCGGGUGCAGCUACCUUUAUAUCUUUCUCUGUGGACAGCUCUGAUGACCCACAAGUUCAGAAAUACAUCAUGGAAAGUAAAUGUUUAGUCAUUGAGAAAAAUGGGAAAUUACGAUAUGAAAUAGAUACCGGAGAAGAAAAAAAAAUUGUUAACCCAGAAGAUGUUGCCAGACUGAUUUUUAGUAAAAUGAAAGAAACGGCACAUUCUGUCUUGGGCUCUGAUGCAAAUGAUGUGGUUAUUACUGUUCCAUUUGAUUUUGGAGAGAAGCAAAAAAAGGCUCUUGGAGAAGCAGCUGGAGCAGCUGGAUUUCAUGUCUUACGAUUAAUACAUGAGCCAUCUGCAGCUCUUCUUGCUUAUGGAAUUGGUCAAGACUGCCCCACCGGAAAAAGCAAUGUUCUGGUAUUCAAGCUUGGAGGAACAUCCUUAUCGCUCAGCAUCAUGGAAGUUAACAGUGGGAUGUAUCGGGUUCUUUCAACCAACACUGAUGAUAACAUUGGAGGUGCACAUUUCACAGCAGCCUUAGCACAGUACUUAGCUUCAGAGUUCCAGAGAUCCUUCAGACAUGAUGUCAGGGGAAAUGCCCGGGCCAUGAUGAAACUGAUGAACAGUGCUGAAGUUGCAAAACAUUCUUUGUCAACCUUGGGAAGUGCCAACUGUUUCCUUGACUCAUUAUAUGAAGGUCAAGAUUUUGACUGCAAUGUAUCCAGAGCAAGAUUUGAACUUCUCUGUUCUUCACUGUUUAAUAAAUGUAUAGACGCAAUCCGAGAUCUCUUAGGUAAAAGUGGAUUUACGGCAGAUGAUAUCAACAAGGUUGUCCUUUGUGGAGGAUCUUCUAGAAUCCCAAAGCUACAGCAGUUGAUUAAAGAUCUGUUCCCAGCUGUUGAACUUCUCAACUCCAUCCCUCCUGAUGAGGUUAUCCCUAUCGGUGCAGCCACUGAAGCAGGAAUUCUUAUUGGAAAACAAAAUGAACCUGUGGAGGAUUCUCUUAUGAUAGAGUGUUCAGCUAGAGAUAUUUUAGUUAAGAGAGUGGAUGAAUCAGGAGCCAGCAGGUUCACAGUACUGUUUCCCUCUGGGACUCCUUUGCCAGCCCGAAGACAGCACACCUUACAGGCCCCUGGCAGUAUGUCUUCUGUGUGCCUUGAGCUUUACGAAUCUGAGGGGGAAAAUUCUGCAAAAGAAGAAACCAAGUUUGCACAGGUUGUACUCCAGGAUUUAGAUAAAAAAGAAGAUGGAUUACGUGACAUAUUAGCUGUUCUCACUAUGAAAAGGGAUGGAUCUUUACAUGUGACAUGCACAGAUCAAGAGACUGGAAAAUGUGAAGCAAUUACUAUUGAGGUUGCUUCUUAGUGUUUUAGAUAAACUAAGAUUUUUAGAACUAGAGCAUCAACACAUUUGGUUUCAUGUACAAAUAAUGUUUAUACUAAGAUACUUUUUCAGUGAACUAUGUAAGCUAUGUUUCAAUUAAACUACAAUAUAUUGGUAACUGUUUCAGUUGUGUUUGUUUUAUUUUUAAUGUAAAAUUCACCUGCU